This is a messenger RNA of Ceutorhynchus assimilis (cabbage seed weevil), 5876 nucleotides long. NCBI's taxonomy places the organism in Eukaryota, Metazoa, Arthropoda, Insecta, Coleoptera, Curculionidae. The record is from the annotation of a GenBank genome assembly.
GAUUGACAACUGAUUGUUUUGUGUGUUCCUGAGGAGGAGAAUGCGUUAAAAAAGAAAACCCGUGAAAAUAUUUUAAUUUUCUCCCGAUGAAAAUCGUUUGUAACGGGAAAUGUGCAAUGUGACCUAACCGAACAGAUAUCUAGUGACUCUUUUUAGUUGUUUUUUUAGUUCCGUCGCGGGGUAAUUCGCCAAGGAAUAUUUCCGUAAUUUUUCAUGUCUUGAGAGCAGAAAUUUGAUGACAAUGGCGGUGCCAAAGGAGUGCUGUUUCGCGAUGACCGAUUGCUGAAUUUUUCUCUACAUUUUCCUGGCAGAUAAAAUAUGAAUACAGGCAUAGGCUCCGAUUACGAUUUUAAUUCAGAAGAAAACGCAUCGAAAUGGAAGGGCCUUCUGACAGCUGCUUUGAAAAAAGUAUUGGAGCAAGUUCAUCCCUCACUGGGUGCCCGAGAAGAGGCACUGGAUUAUGUGGAGAGUUUGUGUCUCCGACUAUUAGGCAUGCUCUGUGCCAAACCAAGUCCACACACUGUACAGGAUGUCGAAUCUAGAGUCCAAAACACAUUUCCCACCCCCAUAGACAAAUGGGCUCUUAAAGAGGCUCAGGAAGCCUUAGAAAGAGGAAAGAAAAAGUCAGUUUUAUUACUACCAGUUGAUAGGAUUCAUAAUCUUAUGCAGAAGGAAUUGCUGUUGUACAAAGUUGAUUCGACAGUAUCAUUGUUUCUAGUCGCCGUUUUGGAAUAUAUCUCAGCUGAUAUUUUGAAACUAGUAGGAAAUUACGCCAAAAACAUCAAACACGUCGAGAUCACUUAUCAAGAUGUGCAGAUUUCUAUGAAAGUCGAUAAGGCCCUCAUGGACAUGUUUUAUCAAGACGAAGGAGGAGGUAACUUGAGUGAACGCCUCAGCGAAAAAUUAGUCCUAUCCGCACCUAGGACUAGCCUCACUUAUGAGGAAACUGUCAGGGAAUUGAUUGCUUCGGAGAAAGCUUAUUUAAAGGAAUUGCAUAUGAUUAUUAAAGUUUUCAGGGAAGAAAUCAAAAAACUAACCCAAGAUCCAAGAGAUAUUGAAUUAAUUUUUUCCAACAUAAUGGACAUCUAUGAGCUAACCUACACUUUAACUGGCAGUUUAGAAGAUGUCAUGGAAAUGGCUCAGGAGCAAAUGCCUUAUAUUGGUAGCUGUUUUGAAGAAUUGGCUGAAGCUAAAGAAUUUGAUGUUUAUUGUAAAUACGGUCGUGACGUCACAUCACCUUUAUGUCGUCAGACAUUAUUGGAGCUAUUGUCAAGGCAGCAGGCCACGCUCAAUACCGCAGGUCAAGGAAUGCCUUUAGCUUUAAAGUAUUAUCUGCCUGCAUUGCUGACCCAUCCAAUUUGGCACUUUUUUUCUUACAUGGAUUAUAUUAGAUUACUAAUUGGUUUGUCUCCUGCUCCAGAAGAUAGAGAGAUGUUAACUGAAGUAGAAGGGAUGCUGAAGCCUUUAAGGGAUGAACUCUCUCACUGUGUUCCUUCCCAGCCAAAUCCCAGAGGCUCGGCUACUUUGAACCAAGUCAAAACCAGAAGAUCAGCUGCUAUAGAAAAAAUUCAAGAGCUGGAAAAAAUCGUUGAAAAUUGGGACUCCAAGGAUCUGGGUCAAUGCUGUAAUGAAUUUGUCAGAGAGGAUGUAUUAACCAAAGUAAGUCAGAAAAGACUGACUGAACGGCGAGUGUUCCUAUUUGAUGGUCUCAUGGUUUUAUGUAAGCCAACGACUUCGUCUAGAAGGCAAAGUUCUGUACAUCACACGCCACAUACUUGUAGGCUGAAGGAACGUUUUUUUAUGAGAAAGGUCGAAAUCAAGGACCACGAAGAUACUGACGAGGUGAAACACGCCUUUGAAAUUUUACCCAGGCAGACGCCUAGUGUAAUGCUUUGUGCAAAAAGCCUCGAGGAGAAAAACUCCUGGAUGGCCGAUCUAGUCAUGUUAAAUAAUAGGUCUAUGUUAGAAAGAGUUUUAGAUAGUAUAUUGUCAAGGAUAGAGCAGCAACACCCAUUAAAACUACCCCCACCUGAAUUGUAUAAAUUCGCUGAACCAGAUUCCUCUGAUAAUAUUAUUUUGGAACAGUUGGAAAACGGCGGAGGUGUGCCUUUGAUAAAAGGCGCUACUUUAUACAAACUAGUUGAACGUCUUACUUAUCACAUUUACGCCGAUCCGAAAUUUGUUAGGACUUUUUUGACUACUUACAGGAGUUUUUGCUCACCAACUGCUUUAUUAGAUUUACUUAUUGAACGAUUUCAUAUACCAGAUCCUUCUAAAGUUUAUGAACAAGACCCAAGUGAUACAGAUAAAAUUCAGAAGAGUAAUCAGAGAGAGGAUUGGAAAAAGUACAGGAAAGAGUAUGUCCAGCCUGUACAAUUUAGGGUGUUGAAUGUUCUACGGCAUUGGAUGGAUCAUCAUUUUUAUGAUUUUGAACGAGAUCCUGAACUAUUGAAGAGGUUGGAAGACUUUUUAGACUCUGUUGCUGGUCAAAACAUGAAGAAAUGGGUAGAGAGUGUAAAGAAGACUAUUAAAAGAAAGAAAGAAAAUGACAACCAAAGGCACAAAAACGCCUUUGUAGAUAGGCCGCCUCCAGUAGAAUGGCAUAUACAUUGCAAUGAAGAAGAAUAUGGUAUUUUGACGCUUCAUCCUUUGGAAAUCGCCAGGCAGCUUACUUUGAUUGAAUUUGAUCUGUAUAGGAUGAUAAAACCUAGCGAAUUGGUUGGGUCAGUGUGGACAAAGAAAAAUAAAGAUGUGACUAGUCCAAAUUUGUUAAAGAUGAUUAAACACACGACUAAUUUCACUAGAUGGCUAGAAAAAAACAUAGUAGAAGCAGAAAAUUUGGAAGAACGGGUAGCAAUAGUGAACAGAAUAUGUGAAAUAAUGAUAGCUCUAAACGAAAUGAACAAUUUCAAUGGUGUACUGGCCAUUAGUUCUGCAACACAAUCGGCUGCGGUGCAUCGAUUAAGAUUCACUUUUCAGGCAAUCACACAACACUAUAAGAAAUUUUUGGAAGAAUGCAGUAGAGUUGAUGAUCACUUCAAAAAAUACCAAGAGAAACUCAGAUCUAUCAACCCUCCUUGCGUUCCUUUUUUAGGAAUGUACUUAUCAAAUAUUUUACACAUAGAAGAAGGCAAUCCCGAUCAUUUACCAGGAACGCAACUAAUAAAUUUUUUCAAGCGACGAAAAGUGGCAGAAAUAACUGGAGAGAUUCAACAAUAUCAAAAUCAACCAUAUUGUUUUAAGGUGGAGCCUGGUAUAAGGAAUUUCCUGGAAAACCUUAACCCAUUUGCUGACAUGUCCGACACAGACAUACAAAAUUAUCUCUAUCAGAAAUCAAUGGAAAUUGAACCUAGAGGAUGUAGACAGCUACCAAAAUUCUCUAGAAAAUGGCCGCAUUUUAAUUUGAAAAGUCCUGGUAUCAAACCCAAGCGGAGUGCAGGUAGUGUUAUGGCCAAUGCUGUAAACACAAUGAGUUCGACCUUGAAAAGUGAUGACAGUAAAAGCGAAGAUUCUUCAAAGAGUGAUAAUGAUUUCAGUGUGUUUGCUCCAGUACAACUCGGCACUGGUCAAAACAGCCCUACUUUGAGCCCCAACUCUCCUGCCGCUCCUUCCAAUCCUAUAAUGAACUGGUUCAAUCACACGCGAAGUCCUAGCGUUAGUUCGGUAAUUUCUACGGCUUCCUACAGACCUGCGCGGACGUCUGAAAGCGGAUCCAGUAUACAGACACACCUAUCUCAUCGUCAUACGUAUUCAACAAGCUCAUCUGGUGCACCAAACAGUCCUGGUGCACUGCAUACUCCCACGUCACCAGGGCCUCAUCCGCCAUCUUCUGCUGAACCAAACAGCCCCAGAUUACCACCAACGCCGCCUCCUCUACCACCCAGAAGGAGAAGAGAUAGUCCAGAGAUAAAUUCGCCACAACAGGCCAAGCAAGCCGCCGACGCCCCACCUUUACCACCUAAAGACCAGUCUCCGCCCCCGCUGCCGCCCAGACGUGAGCCCGGUGCUUCGCCCAAUCAACCCCAUGUCGGUUUUCACUCGCACACCCUGCCCCAUCCGGGUCAUUAUUCGCACUCCCAUUCCCAUCACGCCCCCGCUGUCGCUCCCCGAUUGAGACCGACGCACGCGUCGCAAUUACACAUGCGCCGACACGCGCAUAUCACGCCGAGAUCGAGUGGAACGCAGGCGCAACAAGCCUCUAAUGGAGGAUCUAGUAUUCCUCCGGCCACAUCGCCCGCUAAACCGCCAACAAUAUCCCCUCGUUACGGUUCGAGCAGUACCAGUGAGAGCAGUUCGGGUCAGAUCACGCCCCAGCUGCCCCCUAGGCCGGCUGUACGCUCAGCAGGAAUCACCUACGGAACAAUGUUCCAAUACCCAAGCACCACGAACACCUAGGAGGAGCUAAGUAUCUUUAUGGUUGUUAUGAUCCCUUACCGAUUUUAGACAAUCAAAAUAGGGACACUGGUUAUUGGCAGAAAAGAAAAACAAACAUUGAAUUUUUCAUGUUUUUGUCUUUAUUUUUCAUUGAUUUGGAAAAACUGAGUCAAACUUUAUUGGUUACUUAAGCCAGUUACACUUCACGACGCUUAUAAUCUGGAAAACAAUACGCUUUUUUAUCAGGAAUAAUUAAAAAUCCGAAAAUAUGUUUGGUGACAAAAUUCAAAACGAAAUUUAUGUAAGAAACAAUAAUACAUUAUUUUUCUGUACGGAUUUGGUGUGAUUAGGAGUUAGGAACAGUGCCUCAGGUACAAAGUUUAGCUGUUAUAGGUAUUAUGCGAAUGAUAUAAAUAUAUACCUCCGCGAAUCAUUUUCUUCAUGAAAACAGACUCAACAAUUGCAUAUUUUGUCAAGAGUAAAAUGCUAUCCUAAUAAUUUAUAAUUUUGUCCCAGAUAAUCUAAACUCUAAUAACUUUUUGAAAUAAUGCAUAUUUAAACAAUUUGUUGUUUCACAGUUGAUACCUCAUUAUGAUUUCUGUCUGGUUCAGAUAACCAGAUAGCUAUAUGUAAUAAAACUAUGACUCAUUUUCUGUCAUCAAUCGGUCUUGGUUUAAAUGUUUUAGUUCUGUCUUUACCCAUACUUUUACUUCUUCAUAGAACCUUUUCCAAAAUCAUUUUCAACAUGGGGUAUAGAUAUCGUUAUCCAUAAGCAAUAUCAGUAAUAUUCUAAAUAAAAACAUAGCUAAAUAUAUGUCAAAGGCGCAAAAUGAAAAAUGAUCAGGAGUAUGUUUUGAAUUUUGUCUCUAAACAAUGUAGUACAAAAAAACAUGUUUAAAAAAAACUUGAUGUGUAUUGAUGUAAAUUAAAUGUUAUGAAGAUCUUGGAGGCAGUUGAAAAGGAUUAAAUGUUUUAUAAAAUUUUCGUUUGCUGACAAGGUUGUAUGUGUAAAAAAAUGUGUUUUGAGAUAAUUUUUAAAUGUGUCUUAACUACUGUUGAGUAUUAGUGAGAUUUAACUGAUUUAUUAAUCAAUAAAUAAUAAGGCUAUUAAAUGUUGAAUUCUACAAUUUUCUCUUAAAAUUGAUUUAUAUUCUUUAAUAUGAGAUUAAUAGUAAAUGCCUCAAUUUCCAGAAAUGCUAUUUUAAAAUAGUAAGUUUUGACAUUUAGUAGCCAAUUUAGGGUAAAUUAAAAUAUUCUACUCAAGAAAGCUUUAAAAAAAAUUGUGAACUCGUAGAACUAUUGAAAAUGUAUGGCUAUGAAGAAUGAAUGAUCCGAGGCAAAAUGGAAAACUUAUUUUGAACUAAAAUAGGCCCAUUUUGUGAUUUUCAUUUUGCUUCAACUUAAUACGAGAAAUGCCAUGGAAUUCUGAAUGUCGGAAGAAUUGUAUAUAAAACAAAACACAAACAUACAUAUUUUCUUAUCUAAGUGUCAAAAAAAUAUAU